Messenger RNA from Drosophila busckii, 1984 nucleotides. It is a transcript of the gene Hsp60A, whose product is annotated as heat shock protein 60A. The transcript is spliced from 3 exons. Gene Ontology annotation, cellular component: mitochondrial inner membrane; mitochondrial matrix. NCBI's taxonomy places the organism in Eukaryota, Metazoa, Arthropoda, Insecta, Diptera, Drosophilidae. Gene Ontology annotation, molecular function: ATP binding; ATP-dependent protein folding chaperone; protein-folding chaperone binding. Bases 19 to 1743 code for a protein of 574 amino acids. The record is from RefSeq and is a predicted model, not a curated record. Gene Ontology annotation, biological process: protein refolding; protein import into mitochondrial intermembrane space; apoptotic mitochondrial changes.
UAUUAUUUGAGGGUCACAAUGAUGUUCCGUUUACCAGUUUCACUUGCACGCACCUCUAUCAGCCGCCAGCUGGCGAUGCGAAGCUAUGCCAAGGAUGUCAAGUUUGGUCCUGAGGUGCGCGCCAUGAUGCUGCAGGGCGUUGACGUGUUAGCUGAUGCUGUGGCCGUCACUAUGGGACCCAAAGGACGCAAUGUCAUCAUUGAGCAGUCCUGGGGCUCGCCUAAAAUAACCAAGGAUGGUGUCACAGUGGCCAAAUCCAUUGAGCUUAAAGACAAAUUCCAAAACAUUGGCGCCAAGCUGGUGCAGGAUGUGGCCAACAACACUAAUGAGGAGGCUGGCGAUGGUACUACGACAGCCACUGUGCUGGCACGCGCAAUUGCCAAAGAGGGCUUCGAGAAGAUAUCAAAAGGUGCCAAUCCCGUAGAGAUUCGUCGCGGUGUCAUGCUAGCUGUGGAAACUGUCAAGGAUAAUCUAAAAGCCAUGUCGCGUCCAGUGAGCACGCCCGAGGAGAUUGCUCAGGUUGCCACCAUUUCGGCUAAUGGUGAUCAGGCCAUUGGCAAGCUUAUUAGCGAUGCGAUGAAGAAGGUUGGACGCGAUGGCGUUAUUACCGUGAAAGAUGGUAAGACACUCACCGAUGAGCUGGAGGUUAUUGAGGGCAUGAAGUUUGAUCGCGGCUACAUUUCGCCGUACUUCAUCAACUCUUCCAAGGGAGCCAAGGUGGAGUUCCAAGAUGCAUUGUUACUGCUCUCUGAGAAGAAAAUCUCCUCGGUGCAGAGCAUUAUUCCAGCUCUGGAGUUAGCCAAUUCGCAGCGCAAGCCGCUGGUCAUCAUUGCUGAAGACAUUGAUGGUGAGGCUUUGAGUACACUAGUUGUGAACCGUCUUAAGAUUGGUCUGCAAGUUGCUGCUGUCAAGGCGCCUGGUUUCGGUGACAACCGUAAAUCUACGCUCACCGACAUGGCCAUUGCCUCGGGCGGCAUUAUCUUUGGCGAUGAUGCUGAUCUGGUCAAGCUGGAGGAUGUCAAGAUUAGUGAUCUGGGCCAAGUGGGUGAGGUGGUCAUUACCAAGGAUGACACACUGCUGCUCAAGGGCAAAGGCAAGAAGGAUGACGUUCAACGUCGCGUUGAACAGAUCAAGGAUCAGAUUACAGAGACCACCUCCGAAUAUGAGAAGGAAAAGCUGCAGGAGCGUCUGGCACGCCUUGCUUCUGGCGUCGCGCUACUGCGCGUUGGAGGCUCCAGCGAGGUGGAGGUCAAUGAGAAGAAAGAUCGUGUGCAUGAUGCAUUGAAUGCCACACGCGCUGCCGUUGAAGAAGGUAUUGUUCCCGGUGGUGGUACCGCUCUGCUGCGUUGCAUUGAAAAAUUGGACAGUGUUGCCACGCAAAACGAAGAUCAGAACUUGGGCGUAGACAUUGUCCGUCGUGCGCUGCGUAUGCCCUGCAUGACCAUUGCUAAGAAUGCUGGCGUUGAUGGUGCUAUGGUUGUUGCUAAAGUGGAAACCCAGUCGGGUGACUAUGGCUAUGAUGCGCUCAAGGGCGAAUAUGGCAAUCUGAUUGAGAAGGGCAUCAUUGAUCCUACUAAGGUUGUGCGCACGGCCAUUACAGAUGCCUCUGGUGUUGCCUCGCUGCUGACCACCGCCGAGGCUGUUGUCACGGAGAUUCCUAAGGAGGAUGGUGCACCAGGCAUGGGUGGCAUGGGAGGCAUGGGCGGAAUGGGUGGUAUGGGCGGCAUGGGUGGCAUGAUGUAAGCCAGGAGAUGCAGCUUUCAAAAUAACUUUAGGUACAUAAUGCGCAGCGCCAGAUUACGAAUGACUAGCCAUAACGCGUGGUGUUGGCCCACCAACCUUCUCUUACCGCGGUGCAUCCAGCUGCGCUUCACACACACUCAAACACACAGACACACGGCAACAGACGUAUGCUAAAAACCUGUAUUUGUACGUCGCUUUGUUUCGCAUUUAAUCCUUUUGAAUCCUUUGGGCCGCUGGCUGU